Ceraceosorus bombacis is the source of this 333-nucleotide messenger RNA. Lineage: Eukaryota; Fungi; Basidiomycota; Exobasidiomycetes; Ceraceosorales; Ceraceosoraceae. The record is from the annotation of a GenBank genome assembly.
AUGCUAGAACGGCUCAACGGCGGCAGCCCGACUUCAGACGUGCCGGCGAUGCCUACAGCACAAACCCCGCUGCGCGAUUCUUGUCUGUCUGCACAGCAAGCGACUCGAGCAGAUGCAUCAGACGUCCACCUACCCAAGCUAGCGCAUACGAGCGCAGGAAAUCUUCUCGCGCUCACUAGCCGUCUGCGUCUGCACUUGCCAAGCGAACUCUAGGCAACUCACAGCAUUCUAUCACUCUCGCAGCUCAGCUCCACGUUGAGCUCGGCGUUGGCUCGGCUCACCAAGCAGGUGGCAGAUGCGCCAUUUGCCUCCGGCUUCGACGCCAGCGAUUGA